AUGAGGGCUGCUAGAUACUACGGCGUCAAAGAUGUGCGUAUUGAGGAGAUUGGUAUCCCAAAGCGCCCAGCAGACCAUGUACUCUUACAGGUUACGUGGUGUGGUAUUUGUGGGACUGAUCUGGCAAAUUACCACACUUGUCCAAUGGGGACACCAGCUCCAGGAACAAAAGAUCGUAUUACUGGAGAUACUCUCCCCGUGACUUUGGGUCAUGAGCUCUGCGGUCGUAUAGUUGAGGUACCUGAAAACAGCUCCUUGGAAGUUGGACAAGCCGUCAUGGUUGAUCCCCGCCUCUAUUGCUCAGAGUGUGCUAUGUGUAAGCAAGGAGACACAAAUCUUUGCUCCAAACUAGGCUUCGUUGGCUUGAGCGGGGGCGGUGGAGGUGGUUUCUCGGAAUUCGUCGCUGUCGACCCCAAGCGAUGCUAUCCCAUUGCCGACUCAAGCCUCGACACAGCAUGUCUGAUUGAGCCUCUGGCAGUUGCAAGACACGCCCUGAGAGUAUCCGAGUUUUCUGGGUUUCGAGACAAGACUUCACUUAUCCUUGGCGCUGGCCCAAUUGGACUUGCAGUCAUCCACAAUCUCAAAGUAGUCGGAACAGGUCCUAUUUUUGUAUCAGAGCCCUCUGCACUAAGACUGGAGUAUGCACGAGAGAUUAGCGACGCUGCAAUCAACCCUCAAGAAGCAAAUCUAGUGGACACUAUUGAGCAACUCACUGAUGGUAAUGGUGUUGAUGUUGUGUUUGACUGUGCAGGAUUUAUCCCUGCUAUGGCACCGGCGAUGUCAGCUUUGCGCAAGAAAGGGAAAUACAUUCUCGUGGCAGUUCCAGGAAAGCCGAUUGCAUUGCCAAUGAUGGAGUGGUAUGCUCGAGAAAUAGCACUCGUCGCCUCGGUUGCUUAUAACGAUGUUGAUUUCCGAGAGGUUGUCAAUGAUUUCAAUGAAGGCAAGUUCAAGGGUGUGGAGAGGAUGAUCAGCAGUCGUAUCCAAUUGGACCAGUUUGUUAGUCAGGGGCUGGAAGCGCUAGUUACAAAUAAAGAGACCUUGUUGAAAGUUCUUGUAGAACCGAAAUAG
Exserohilum turcica Et28A is the source of this 1068-nucleotide messenger RNA. RefSeq lists its product as uncharacterized. The record is from RefSeq and is a predicted model, not a curated record. Lineage: Eukaryota; Fungi; Ascomycota; Dothideomycetes; Pleosporales; Pleosporaceae. The coding region runs from base 1 to 1068 and encodes 355 amino acids. The transcript is spliced from 4 exons.